UGGGCGGUGACGGGGCCCGGCACCGUGCGGGGACUGCUGGGGGGGUCCCUCUCGGUGAACUGCACGUACCAGCCCGGCCGGGAGAUGAAGCCGAAGUUCUGGUGCAGACCGGGAACCGUUCAUACCUGUGGCACCGACAUCGUCAUCACCUCGAAGCUGCAGCCCGUGGUGCGGCGGGGGCGCCGGCGGGUGUUCACGGUGACUGUGAAGGACCUGAAAAAGGGGGACGCGGGCACCUACAGCUGUGGGGUGCGAACGGAGGUGCUCCGGUAUGAUGAAAGUGAUGUCGUGGAGGUGAUCGUGUCCCCAGGUCAGUACUUUUUGGCUGUGGCUGAGCAUAUCCUCAUUCCAGUCAUCAUAGUGGUUCUUCUGUUGCUUGCAGUUGCUGCCAGUGUUUUGGUAAUACUGUCCAAAAAGAGGAGGAAGGCCAUGUCUGGAGCAGCCUUAGAGAUGGGCAGGACUCACAGAACAUCAUAUACAGGAGCAGCUGACUUGACCUACGUGGAUAUUAACCACCACGUGGGCACAGCCGAGAGCCAGCUGUACAGCAACACCGAGGCUUUCCGCCGUGUGGCAAACCCCACGACCGAGUACACGGAGGUCAAGCACAGAUCUAAG
Molecule: messenger RNA, 618 nt
Organism: Merops nubicus (carmine bee-eater)
Lineage: Eukaryota; Metazoa; Chordata; Aves; Coraciiformes; Meropidae
Gene: CD300LF
Product: CD300 molecule-like family member f
Exons: 5
Cellular component (GO): plasma membrane
Molecular function (GO): transmembrane signaling receptor activity
Source: RefSeq, a predicted model, not a curated record